This is a messenger RNA of Rotaria socialis, 312 nucleotides long. The record is from the annotation of a GenBank genome assembly. Lineage: Eukaryota; Metazoa; Rotifera; Eurotatoria; Philodinida; Philodinidae.
AUGGUCGAUGUAUUAUUUCCGAAUAUGUAUUCAAGAGAUACAAAUGAUUUGUAUCUCAAACAUCGAACUGAACAACUUGAUUCAAAAGUUGCAGAACUUAAAGAGAUAGUAGUGAAAAUUAGUGAUGAAAUAACAUGUCAAAAUACUGAUUUACCGGAAUAUCAAAAAAUGUUUGAUUAUAUCAUUGGUCAAAUCGGGCAAGCACGUCGUCAUAUAACACAACAACCUGAACGUUAUACUUGGAAACUCUAUUUAUAUUUGAUAUUUUUUUCUCUAUUUUCUUUCUUUAUAAUUUAUUUGCUUGUCAAAUAA